AUGGCGCGCGCGCAACUCUUCGUAUUGGCGCAAGCCGCCUUUGCCAUGUUUACUAUCGCAGAUGAUGUGACACAAAAACCAAAGAAGAUAUUAGACACAGUAAUGAGUCCGGAAUAUAUUCCCCCUGAGGAGAAACACGGCUCUUACUGGAAGAAAUCCGCAGCAACAACCCUGAAGUCCAAGCUCAAGGAGACGAUAAACACGAACAAAGCCAAAAAUGGCAUUUUGUUUAUAGGCGACGGGAUGUCUUUAGCAACAGUGAUGGCAGCCAGAACUUUCGCUGGUCAGAUGGAGCGAGGUCUGGGAGAAGAUAAUAUUUUGGAGUUCGAAACAUUUCCCGUUACAGGAUUAGCGAGGACGUACUGCAUCGACGCUCAAGUCCCUGACUCGGCUUGUACCGCGACCUCUUACUUGACUGGCGUGAAGACGAAGUUCGGCGUGAUCGGGCUCGACGGCAACGUUACCAGGGGCUCCUGCUACUCGCAGCUGCACAAAGGGAACUGGGCCACAUCUAUUGGACAAUGGGCUUUGGAUAACGGUUUGGAUGUCGGUUUUGUAACAACAACGCGGGUGACCCACGCGUCACCAGCUGGUAUGUACGCGCACACAUCGGAGAGGAACUGGGAAAGCGACGCUGACGUGCCGGAAGAGGACCUCGCAUUGGGCUGCCAGGACAUCGCGUAUCAACUGAUCAUGAACAACCCUGGGCGACAAUUUAAGGUUAUAAUGGGAGGCGGCAGAAAAGAGUUCUUCCCCAACACUUCAACUCUUUCAGCGAAAAGCACGGGUAUGAGGCUGGACGGCGUGGACUUAGUCGAAAAGUGGCACGAGGACAAAAUGAGAAAGAACGCCACCCACCAGUAUGUUACCAACAGGGACGAUUUAAUGAAGAUAUUCAGCUCCGACGACCUACCAGAGUACUUACUCGGCCUAUUCAACGACGAUCACAUGGAGUACCACUUGAAGGCCAACAAUCAGCCAACUCUGGAGGAAAUGGUCGAGGUUGCUAUCAAAAUGCUCAAUAGCAGCGCGAAGGGAUAUUUCCUCUUUGUUGAAGGUGGCAGAAUUGAUCACGCCCACCACGAUAGCUACGCCCGCUUGGCAUUUGAUGAAACAGUUGAAUAUGCCAAAGCAGUCAAGAAAGCCAGAAGUCUAACUAACGAAGAAAACACAAUAAUGGUUGUUAGUGCCGACCACGCUCAUACAAUGACGGUGGCUGGUUAUCCUUCCAGAGGCAAUGAUAUAUUGGGAUCCGUUGACACCGCUAAAGGAUACGAUGGGAAACCGUAUACGACGAUUAGCUACGCAAACGGAAAAGCGACAUCUAUCGGAAGUGAUGGAAGAAUUGAUGUCACGAAGCAGGAUGGAUUUCAAAAUGGCGCUUUAGACUUUUCCUACCCAAGCUUGGUGCCUUUAGACUCCGAGACUCAUGGUGGUGAAGAUGUGGCCGUUUUCGCCCUUGGACCCUGGCAACACCUUUUUACAGCAAGUUAUGAGCAAAUUGUAAUUCCACAUUUAAUGGCAUAUGCAAUGUGUUUGACAGAAGACAAACACGAAAACUUGAUACUAGUAAGUGUAAAUACAAGAACUCUAUAUAAAGAGCAACAUAAUACAUCUACAUCUUACUUUGACGAGAAAAACAAGGAUCAUUGGAAGAUUCAAGCACAGUCGGUAUUAAAAAAUAAAGGAAGAGCACUGUGA
This is a messenger RNA of Parnassius apollo (apollo), 1701 nucleotides long. The record is from the annotation of a GenBank genome assembly. NCBI's taxonomy places the organism in Eukaryota, Metazoa, Arthropoda, Insecta, Lepidoptera, Papilionidae.